GUAAAACAUGGGCGCUACAUCUCAGAGUUACCAGUGAAGCUAGUUUGGAUAGCUCAGUGCUUUUUUGGUCUGUUUUACAUCAGCAUUCAUAAUGAUAACUCCUGCGUUUGACCUGAGCCAAGAUCCAGAGUUCCUGAUCCUCAGCCUCCGAGUGCCCUACACCCGAACUUCAGAGUUUGAUCUUUACAUAGAUGGAACAGAUUUCAAGUUCUAUGCCAAGCCUUACUUUCUCAGAUUAUCACUUCCUGGAAGAAUAGUGGAGGAUGGGAGAGAAAAGGCCAAAUUUGACAUUGAUAAAGGUCUCGUCACAUUGUGGGUCCCCAAGGAAACAGCUGGAGAGCACUUUGAGGGACUUCAGAUGCUGACGAGUCUCCUCGCCCCAAAAGGCUCCCGAUCAGCCAAACCACUGAUAGAGGACUUGAGCACAGGAUGCAGUGAAGAUGCAGGAGAUGAUGAAGAUGAGGAAGAAUUUAACUGGGAGGUUGAGCAGGAGGUGUAUAAGGAGAGCUCUGAGGAGGAGCUGAGCACCCUGCAGAAAUACGGCUUCGGCAAUCAGAGGUCUGGAGUGUUUGCAAGAUUACAGGAGGAACUGAGUGAUGUGAUUGAUGUCAAGAACCCAGAGGGAACUUCAGCAGCGGAGAGGAGGCGAGCACGACUGGACGCAGAGGCAUCUGCUUUUUCCCCCGACCAUUACCUGGCAGAUUUGUUUGAGGAUGAUGAGAUCAAGCAGCUGUUGAAAUUUAGACCAUGGUGGGCAAAACUGAGUCCUUCUACAGAGCAAGAGGGAGAAGCAGCCGUGUUAUUUACCGACGACGAGAAGGAGCAGCUGAGAAAAUUCACCAACCGCUCAUACCUGCUGGACAAGACGUCUCGUCACCAAGUGUGGCUCAGCCUGGUGGACAUCCUGUUGGCUUAUUCCUAUGAAGCACGCUCCACAGAGGGCGAGCACAACGUAGAGUCACCGUGGAACAUUAGAAAACUCAGCGGGACUCUGUGUUGGCUGGAGACCUACAGCUCCUUGCAAGAUGUCCUGGUGUCAUUCGGACGGAGGGUUUUGUGCUACCCGCUCUACAGACACUUUGGCAUGGUCUCUGCUGCUGUUCGUGACACAACUAAGAUUCUGCAGUCAGGGAAAGCCUGUGUCCUCAAAUGCCUGCUGGAUAUCCACAAAGUGUUCCGAGAGAACGAGCCGGCCUACAUUCUGAACGAUCUGUACAUCACAGACUACUGCAUCUGGAUCCAGAGGGUCAAGUCCAAGAAGAUAUCAGCCUUGGCCGCAACAUUACAAAAAUCCUCCCUGCGGAAAAAAGACUUGGAGCUGGAAGUUGAGGAGCUAGAGGAGGCAGCGACAAUGGUGGCAGAGGAAGAAGAAGAAGAGCAGGGAGCUUCCAAGCACGCUCUGAUAUCCCACAGUGACAGCAGCAGCAGCAGCGAGUCAUCCGAUGAGAGCGAGGAGUCUGAGGCUGAAGGGCAAAGCAGCACUGAAUCCAGAGAGGGAGCAGGAGGUGGAGGAGGAGGAGGAGGAGGAGGAGGAGGGGAGACGUCUAAGGACAACCCUCUACAGCCCCAACCCACCUCGGCUGCCUCUCCCAUCCCCCAGGAACCCACGAGCACACUCCCCUCAGCAGAGAGGAAGGUGGACUCCCUCCCCGCAGCCUCAGAAGGCUCCAGGCAGCUGAUCCAGGAGCUGGGGGAGCGGGUGGCGGAGGAGCUGAAAAUCUCUCAAGACUCCAGCUACAAAGCAGAGAGACAGUGUUCACAGGCGAGCGGUGCAGAGUCUGUGAGGAGCAGCAGUGGGACUUUGUUAGAGCCGAGUCCUCGCAGAAACCCUCUGCUCAUCGUCCAGGAGGAGAGCGACUUCAGCUGCUGAGAGACUGCGCUAUGCAUCCUGAAAGACUCUUGAAUUUUGAACUCUUUAAGUGAGUGCAGAUGGUUUUUAAUGGCUUCAUUUCCAUAUGAUACUCAGAGCCUCUUCUGAAGGACCUUAUUGAAUUAUAUUCUCUUAAUGUAUGAACUUGCUAAGCCUCAUUAAAAUGAUAUGGUUGUUUAAUGA
Messenger RNA from Plectropomus leopardus (leopard coralgrouper), 2053 nucleotides. It is a transcript of the gene shq1, whose product is annotated as SHQ1, H/ACA ribonucleoprotein assembly factor. NCBI's taxonomy places the organism in Eukaryota, Metazoa, Chordata, Actinopteri, Perciformes, Serranidae. Gene Ontology annotation, biological process: box H/ACA snoRNP assembly. The record is from RefSeq and is a predicted model, not a curated record. Gene Ontology annotation, cellular component: cytoplasm; nucleoplasm.